AUGAAACGCUUUGCGCUUCUCAGUGCAGGUUUACUUGCCCAGGCUCUCGCAUUGCCCAAAGGGUUUCGAGAAGUCCACGAGCCGAAUGUGUUCCACCGUGCUAAACGACAAGAGGCACAAAAAGGCUCUCCUCCCGAUUUCGCCACUGUGAACACUCCAACACAGGAUCCUGUCGGACCAGAUGGCGCAAAGGGCUCACUUCGCGGCCCAGCGAGUCUUGCAGGCUAUAACUCAGCAUACCAGGUGGACACAUCACUUCCUGCUACUGUGCCCGAAGAUCAAUACAAGCUCGCACCUGGGCAGGAUCAAGACGCAGACCUUGGCCUGUAUCUAGACCUGGCUUCAGUAGAAAACCCGCAGCCUAUUCGAGGAGGCACCAACGCACCUACUGAUCCUGGCCCACGGAAUCGCCUGCUCGACCAACAGAACUCCGACCUGUACGCGCCACCUGGGACUGAUUCUGGAGAUGUCCCCAACGCGAAAUGGCCCCUUUCACUUUCACAUAAUCGACAUGGUCUGAAUGGUGCAGGAUGGGCACGCCAACAAAAUGUCGAUAAUCUGCCAAUCGCAACAGCCAUGGCUGGUGUUGACAUGCAUCUUGAACCCAACGCGUAUCGAGAACUUCACUGGCAUCAAGCUGACGAGUGGAGUCUCAUCCUUAACGGAUCUUGCCGCAUAUCAGCCGUCAACGAAGCAGGAGAGACAUUCGUCGACGAUGUCGAAGCCGGCGAUGUAUGGUUCUUCCCAGCCGGCGUUCCACAUAGUAUCCAAGCCUUCGGAGACGGCGUAGAGUUUCUACUCGUCUUCGACAGUGGCGAGUUCAGCGAAGAUGGAACUUUCCUCGUCUCGGAACUUUUCGAACGAAAUCCAAAAUCUGUUUUGGCCAAAGAUCUCCGAGUCGAUACCUCAGCACUCGACAAUAUUCCAGAAGGACAAUUGUACAUUCUUCCAGGCACGCCAGCACCCAAGAAUAUCUCUGAGCAGAAUGUCACCGGUCCAGCGGGCUCAAUUCCAAUCGAACGCACCUACUCGUAUCACUUCUCCAAACAAGAGCCAUACGAAGUCCCAGGCGGUAGCGUCAAGCUACUCGAUUCCAACACGUUCCCUGUUGCCAAAGACUUUGCUGUUGCUCUCUUCACAAUCAAGCCUGGUGCGAUGAGAGAGUUGCACUGGCACACCACCUCGGAUGAAUGGACUUACUUCAUCAGCGGACAAGGUCGGCUGACUGUCUACGCUGCUCCUGCAAGCUCAAGAACUUUCGACUUCCAAGCUGGAGACACUGGCUACGUCCCCGUCACAGCUGCACACUACCUAGAAAACACGGGAAGCGAGGAUAUGGUCUAUCUUGAGGUCCUACAAGCACCUACGUACAACGAUAUUUCUGUCGCUCAAUGGCUCGGCUUGACACCGAAGCAGGUCGUCAAAGACCACUUGGGAUUCUCCGAUGAUACAUUGAAUCGCUUGCCAAAGAUUAAGCCUUUCAUUCUGCCUGGUGAUCCUAACUUGCAGCAGACCAACUUCACAAGUGAGGCCGAGUAG
Messenger RNA from Cercospora beticola, 1539 nucleotides. RefSeq lists its product as uncharacterized. Gene Ontology annotation, cellular component: outer membrane-bounded periplasmic space. Gene Ontology annotation, biological process: oxalate metabolic process. NCBI's taxonomy places the organism in Eukaryota, Fungi, Ascomycota, Dothideomycetes, Mycosphaerellales, Mycosphaerellaceae. The record is from RefSeq and is a predicted model, not a curated record.